Molecule: messenger RNA, 1022 nt
Organism: Glossina fuscipes
Lineage: Eukaryota; Metazoa; Arthropoda; Insecta; Diptera; Glossinidae
Gene: BNIP3
Product: BCL2/adenovirus E1B 19 kDa protein-interacting protein 3
Exons: 6
Coding region: 375-965 (196 amino acids)
Biological process (GO): mitochondrial outer membrane permeabilization; positive regulation of apoptotic process
Cellular component (GO): nucleus; mitochondrial envelope; mitochondrial outer membrane
Source: RefSeq, a predicted model, not a curated record
AUUUGUAUGCAGGCAAAAUUUAUUUCAAUCGUUUUAUUGAAGUGACGAGUUCGCUGUAAAUUAGUCUCGGUUCAGAAAAUAUCAAUUGUGAAAUUAGAAAUUAUAUUUUGUUUUUAAAUUCAAGACGGAUAUUUUUCUAAAAUUAUGGAAAUUUAUUAGCCAUAAAGUAUUAGCAAAAAAUAAAAAAAAAAAGCAUCUUGAAAAAUUGUGCUAGGCAAACAGCUUUGAAACUUUGAAACGCAGUUUUGUUUUUAAAAAAGAUAUGAGAUAUUUGUUCUAAACACAACAAAAAUAUACGCGACAAAGAAAACGCAUUUUCCUCAGUCAUUUUUAGCAAGAGUUGUAAAGUCUGUAAUAGCUCGUUGAGUCACAAAAUGACUUCCACUCCACCAAAGAUUGGUGAAGAUUUGCUGGGCGAAUCUUGGAUUGAGUUGAGUACAGCUGCUACAAUGGCUGGUGUUAAGAGUCCGGAGCGAAUAACACCAUUGCCGUUUUCUAACGGUGAGGAAUAUUUGCGUUUGUUACGUGAAGCUCAACGUGAAUCAAAUCCGUCGAGUCAUGUAGUUUCCUUAGCCAGCUCCACACAUGAUAGCCCCAAGUCGCCACCUAAUAGUCCAAACACAGAAUUGUGCGGUGAGGAUGAGCUUAAACAUGUAUACAUUAACUAUUGGAGCAAAACGGCUGGUGAGACACAAAAGGACACUGAUUGGUUAGAUGAAUGGAAUAGUCGACCUGAUCAACAACCACCAAAGGAUUGGAAAUUUGAACAUCCCCAGAAUCAGCAGAGGAAGAAAACGACUGGCUAUUCUAUACGCUUGACACGCGUCGGCAAAAAUUCACUAUUUUCACGCGAAAUUUUGUAUUCCCUCAUCUUGUCGAAUGUAUUAUCAUUGCUCUUGGGAGCAGGCUUAGGAUUGUGGCUCAGUAAACGGGGCAUAUUGCUUACCCGUGUAGUCAUUGACUGAAGUGCUCUACAUUUAUCUCUUUUUUCUUUUUUAAUAAAGAAAGUGUGAUUCUUUUAU